AUGAGGCUAAUUACCAUGGGCAUAAUGAUCAUGGUUUUAUUCAUGACAAGAAGUGUAAAUAGCUUUGUGGGCAUCACAUGGGGCAGACAACAAUCACAACAAUUAGUUCCAUCAAUGGUUGUUGAUUUGCUUUUACAAAACAAGAUUCCAGCAUUGAGAUUAAUGACUUCAGCCUCUGAUAUUGUUCAAAUUUUUUCUGCCACUAACAUUAGCAUUGUUAUUACUCUUACAAAUAGAAAUGUAAAUCUUAUAAAUAGGAAAGAUCUUGCCUAUGCAUGGAUAAAUGAUAAAGUCAAGCUACCUAUCAACAAAGGUGUCAACAUAGUGGAACUAUGUAUUGGGGCUGAGCCAUUUUCAAAUACAUUCUUGAAAGAUGCAACGAACUAUCAAGUGGUGAAUGUGAUAUCAAUCGUACGAGAAGCUCUAGACGAGAUGAACUUAGGGUAUGUCUCAACAACGACCGCUCAUGGCAUGGAUGUCAUAACUAUCGCGAAAGUCCCAUCAAAAUCAGACUUUCGCGAUGACAUAAAAGGAUUGAUGCUCGAAUCACUAAAGUUCUUCAACCGAACAGGCACACCUUUUCUAUUGAACAUGUUCCCUAUCCAAAUGGUUAAGGAUGUACUUAAUUACCCCAUAGAAUUCACAUUUUUCGAUAACAUGAGCAAUUUCAAGAUUCAAGAUGGUAAUGUCACGUACACAAAUGCAGUGGAGUUAAUGAUAGAUUCCAUUGUGUGGGCAAUAAAGAAAGCGGGAUAUCCUGAUAUGAAAAUUAUGAUUGGUCAAAUUGGAUGGCCUACCGAUGGAUAUCCAUAUGCAAAUCUUAAAAAUGCAGAGAGAUUUCAUAAGGGGUUAUUGAAAUUUAUAGCAUCAAAUAAAGGGACACCACUUAGGCCAGGGCCAAUAGACACAUAUCUUCAUAGCUUGUCAGAUGAGACUGAGUUUCCAACAAAAUUUGGUGCAUUUCAAAGACAUUGGGGCAUUUAUGAGGCAGAUGGAAAUCCAAAGUACAAGAUUGAUUUCUCAUUACAGGACCGAGACGAAUAUCCCACUCAAGCUAAGGGCAUUGUGACAAUGCCAAAUCGAUGGUGCAUGUUCGAUGGGGACAAAAGUAACAUGGAUUUGGCGAAGAAGAAUUACAACAUUGCAUGUGAAGAAGCAGAUUGUACAAAAUUGGAACAAGGAGCUUCAUGUGGUGUACUAAGUGAUGAAUCUAAAAUUUCUUAUGCUUUUAAUGCAUACUUCCAAAAGAAUAAGCAAAGUGAAGAAUAUUGUAAUUUUAAUGGCUUAGGUAAAAUUACAACAAUAAAUCCUUCUGUAGAAAAAUGUGUGUUUCCUAUUGAGAUAUUGUCAUUCCAAGAUCAAGUGGCUGGUAAUGCUAUGAUAUCAUUAAAAAUUUGA
Messenger RNA from Solanum verrucosum, 1398 nucleotides. RefSeq names its product glucan endo-1,3-beta-glucosidase 8-like. The record is from RefSeq and is a predicted model, not a curated record. Gene Ontology annotation, cellular component: plasma membrane. The transcript is spliced from 3 exons. Gene Ontology annotation, biological process: carbohydrate metabolic process. Gene Ontology annotation, molecular function: hydrolase activity, hydrolyzing O-glycosyl compounds. The coding region runs from base 1 to 1398 and encodes 465 amino acids. Lineage: Eukaryota; Viridiplantae; Streptophyta; Magnoliopsida; Solanales; Solanaceae.